UCGUCAUCACAAAAACAUGAACUCCAUGAACAUUUCCCCCACAAAAACACAUUCACACUUCGCAUUUCCGACACAAAAUUCUCAGACAAUCUAAGAUUCCGACCUCUCAACGAAAAUGGUGCUCGGAUUAAGAUCCAAGAGUCGAAAAGACAACGGGAUCUUCGUCGAAUAUCUGAUCUCGAUCAAGGAGCUCAAGCCAUGGCCGAACAACCUCGUCCCCGCACAAUGCGUCCUCCUCAAAUGGGCAAAUGCCGAAACCAGCAACGGAUCAUUCAUCGCAGUUGUCGGAAACGAAACCAUAAUGUUCAACGAGUCCUUUACGCUCACACUGGUCUUGGACCAAAAGGGUCAAGACAAAUUCCACAAAAAUCUCCUGGAAUUCAACGUUUUCGAUGCUCGUAAGGACAAGAACACCGACAAGAACAAGUUUCUCGGAUCUGCGGUCGUGAACCUUGCGGAACACGGCAUCGUCCGAGGCUGCGUUCCGGUCGGAGUCCCGUUUAGCUUCAAGAAGAAUUCGAGGAACGAUUCGAAUUCGGUUCUUUAUCUUACGAUCGAACCAGUGGUGAACGGAUUCGGGGACGAGAAUGACGAGAGGAACAGUAGCUGCUCUUCCCCGAAGACGAGCUUUUCGAGACCGUCCAUGGAGUUGGACGUGUCGUGUACGGACGACGACGACGGUUCCUCGUCUCAGUCGUCGCGUAGAGUUUCCUUCUCUGCCACUAAUGAUUAUAUCAAUGAUAAUAAUGAUAAUAAUAAACUGAUCUCCAUGGGACAAAAUCAUCCGUUGCAGAACACAAGCCAAGAAGGAAAUGGCGAGGAGAAGAAAGGCUGGAAACACAUUACGCUUAAACACAGCACGAACGAAGCGACGCUCGUCUCCGAGAUCGAGAAUCUAUUGAGAGAGGAAGAACGGAAGCGCGUGAGCAACCAAACGACGCCAAAACCUCUCGCGAGAUCGCAAACCGAGAAAAGAAACGAUGAUGCCGUUGCAAUUGAAACAAAUAAACCAUUCCCCGAGCUCAAACCGCUCGCUUCGUUACCCCCCGAGGCCGUGAGGAAACAAAUGAAACUGCGGACGAACACUCUCGCCCUCGGGCGAAAGACUCUGGGAAUGGAAGGUGUUCCGAGGCUUAAGCAACUGAAAUCUAUUCAAUUGCAUUUCGAUACCGAUGAAAUCCGAAAGAAGAUGACGAUGAAAGGAUCGUCUGAUAAGGUCAGUGUCGCGAAGGAGUCUAAAACCGAGAUUUUAGAGGAAGAACUGAGGGAAACCGCGGCUCUUGAAGCCGCCAUUUACUCUAUAAAUCCCGAGCAUAGCAGAUCCCAGAGCAAAGUUCAUGCCCCGGCUCGUCGCCUUUCUAGAUUCUAUCUUCAUGCUUGCAAAGCGAGCUCGAAUUCUAAACGAGCAAGCGCCGCAAGAGCUGUUGUUUCUGGAUUAGUUUUAGUUUCCAAAGCUUGCGGAAACGAUGUCCCGAGGUUAACCUUCUGGUUAUCGAAUGCAAUCAUGUUGAGAACAAUUGUUGGUCAGGGCGUCCAGAAAAUGAACCUUUCUUCCGGGGAUGACGCUCCUCUUGGCGAGAAAAAGCUCGAGUAUUUUCUCGAGAAAGAUGAAUGGGCGGACCCUCGUGCCUUCCUCGCUGCAUUGGAGAGGUUUGAAGCUUGGAUCUUUCCCCGGAUCGUUAAGUCGGUAUGGUGGCAGAGUUUCACACCGCAUAUGCAAUCUGCAUGUACAACCAGAGGCUCGAUCUCGAGGAAAAGCUCGGGGAAAAGAAGGUCAGGUCACAAGAACCACGGACGGUAUUCUAUCGAGCUGUGGAAGAACGCCUUCAGAGCAGCGUGCGAGAGGCUAUGUCCUCUACGAGGCACAAGACAAGAAUGCGGUUGCUUACCUAUGCUCGCUAAACUGGUAAUGGAGCAAUUAAUCAGCAGACUGGAUGUAGCAAUGUUCAAUGCAAUACUCCGAGAAUCACCAGAGGAAAUGCCGACAGAUCCCGUGUCCGAUCCCAUCAGCGACAUAAACGUUCUUCCGGUUCCAGCAGGAAAAGCGAGUUUUGGGGCGGGCGCCCAGCUGAAAAACUCGACAGGAACAUGGUCCAGAUGGCUUGCAGAUCAAUUCGACAGAAAGGAUGAUUCUGCCAGUAGAAAGGACGAAAACCCGGAAUGCGAAAGCUUCAGAUUGUUCCAUCUACUCAAUGCAUUGGGUGAUCUCAUGAUGCUUCCAUUCAAAAUGCUUGCGGACAAAUCCACAAGAAGAGAAGUGUGCCCUUCGCUCGGUCCGCUGAUUAUAAAGAGAGUUCUCCGCAACUUCGUCCCUGAUGAGUUUAACCCCCACAGAAUCCCGAGACGCCUUUUCGAUAUUCUGAACUCUGAGGUGAAAAUCUCUGACCUGAAAUCUUCAGCCCUUUUUCCUCUGCUAUUUCCGUUGAAUCCACUGACCGAAUCUGCUGUUUUCUCGGCUCUUUCUUUUCUUCAGGACUCAGCCGAGGCAGGCAACGGAUGUAUCACGAGCUUCCCUUGCGCUGCAUCACCUACAUUCUACUCAACGCCAACCGAAGAUUUGAUAAAAAGCUUCAUAGGAGAGUUCAGCAAACCUUCUCUUUCAAGAAACGGGUCAUCGGUAUUCAAGAAGCAGUACACGAGCGAUGAUGAGCUGGACGACUUGGAUACAGCCAUUAACUCGAUAAUCUCUGCUGCUGCAACGAAUAAUGCAUCGGAAUGGUUGCCAAAGGGAUAUGGACACAAAAAGGCCAUACGGUACCAACUCCUAAGAGAAGCAUGGAGAGAUGAUGCAAUAUAAAAAUGACCCUUCUCCCAUUGCUUGCUCUUAGUAUUGAUUCGCAUCUCAGAUGUCUGAUUUCUACUUUCG
Molecule: messenger RNA, 2866 nt
Organism: Tarenaya hassleriana
Lineage: Eukaryota; Viridiplantae; Streptophyta; Magnoliopsida; Brassicales; Cleomaceae
Exons: 8
Coding region: 116-2797 (893 amino acids)
Cellular component (GO): nuclear pore
Source: RefSeq, a predicted model, not a curated record